CAACAACAAAAGUCACAUGGAAAAUCAGCUGAAGAAGAAAUGCAUAAAAUGCAGCUCAAAAAAGGCGUAGAAAGAAAUGCAUAAGAAGAAAAGUGCCUAUUUAUAGACAACUCGGACAACUAUAAAAAGAAAACGAAAGCGAAUGAAGGAAAAUAAGCUUCACUGCAACAAAGAGUUCGUGCGCAGAAUGUGUAAAAAAAGGCAACGUUAAUUCAAUUAGCACCCCUUUGAAAAGUAGAAAAAAGUCUAGACAAAAGCGGUUGAGCGCCGCAAGUAAAGGGUUGCCAGUAGACAUGCGCUUUGAAAGCUCAGCCAUGGAACCUCGACUGAAAAGGCAGACUAAAAUACUCACUGAAACGAAUCAGAACGGCAGUAAAGCCCUAUGCUGCACAGCAAAUUGUAGUUGGAAAAUUUUGAAUUAAUUUGAAAAAACCAAGACCACUAAAAUGGCAUUUUUAAUCAUUUGCGUUGGACAUUUUUGGAAACAUUAACUGCUGUGGAACACCAAAAACCUAUUAGCUGUCGUUAGUGAUUGCGAGUGAGUGAGUGCAGCGAAAGGCAGGCCAUAGGGUUCCUAGUAAAGAGCGUGGCACACCGAAUUCAAAUUGCCAACAUGGAUUUUAAAAACUUGUGCCAGAAUAUCGAUGUAAGCAGCCUGCGAGCGCGAAUUCCCUCAUUGCCUGCUAUGCCAGCAAUGCCGCAAAUUAAAUUGCCAAAGUCAUUACCGAAAUUGCGCCCGCGUCGCAUAUUCAGUCGGUCGCGCGAGGACCUUAGCCGCGACAGUAAAGGGUCAAAGAAGGAGCAACAACUGCAGCAGCAGCAACAGCAUUCGCCAUUCCAACAGCUGUCAGUGCGCCCACCCAUACCGCCUGCUGAUUUUGUAAAUCAUUCACCGCAACGCAUUUCGACCAUUUCGUCGCUGAUGCAUCAACAAAAGCGCGGCGACUCACAACGUGGCACCUAUCGCAGUGCCUGCAGCGUGGACGAUGACUACCCGAGGCCGCGUGAAUUUGAGGUACCCGGACGCUUGUCACGUCCAAUAAGUCCCAUACACACAUCCAUUAGUGGUGUAACGAAUGAGCGCGAUGCUGAGGGCGGCGCUGUGGCGAAAAUGUCUCUCACCGAAAAGUUGCAAAAGGGAUACAAGGACAUCACCGAAUUUCGGCUGAGUCACAUCUUUGCGAAAAAGACAGUGGUGCGCAGAGAUGUCAUACAAGUCGAUCACUAUGUGGAGCGCUUCAAUGAGGACCGUGAACGUGAGCGGGCCGAGCAGGAGCAAAGGGAUCGCAAAAUCGCGGAUAAUUACCGUUUCAAUUUCAAAGUUUCGCGACAGGACACAGACAACAGCAAACGCAGUAUGAGCUCGGACGACUCACCCAAGCAGAAGCCGCAAAAAGGUGGCAAGACCGUGCAUGUGCAGAGCGAAGACGAGAGCGGCAUGGAGGCUACGCCACCACCACGGAAACCAGGCAUUGCCUCAACGCGUUUCGCCAGAGUACGCAAUCCACCACUCGAGCAGUAUAUUUCCGAUGAGAGCAACAACGAGCUGGACGAGGAUGAGGAAUUGCCAGUCGCUAGAGGCGGCCAUCAGAAGCAAAAAAUCGUGCAAAGCUCACCGGAGAGCGGGCCUAAAGCGCCUGCAGAGAGUAGAGGCGCUAAGGCGCUUUACAAAUUGCGCAGCUUGGGCAAACGUAGCGAGGAAACGCCAGAGAAGUUGGGUGAGAAGAAACGUCGCGCGCCACUAACACCACAGCAAUCGGAAGAGAAGCCAGAGCUCCCAACCGCAGCAGAGAAUGAUAAUCCGCUUAGUGUCUUGAAACAGAACAUCAAACGCUUCUCGAAAUCGAUAAGGCGUACACAAGAAGCCGACAGCAGCGGCGCAGCGAAUGCUGCUGAAGACACUGAGGGCGAAGGCACGCCUAAAAAGGAGACAAAGCAAAUAAGUCGCACUGAAAAAUUGGCUGCGCGCUUGCGGAAGUUCGCUUCGCACGAAGCAUCCACCGAGAAUCUCGAUGAAACAGCAUCGCCCAAGCAAUCGGAAGAACAGCGCUCACCCAUACGUGCCGCAAUUAGCAAUAAGCUGCAGACAUGGAAGAAGAGUUUCAAGCGCAAACCAAAUGAGACCGAUGGCGCCCAAACCGGCGAAGAAACGUCGCCUGAACGGGAAGGUGACAAAGAGAAGCGCACGGACAAACUGAUGAAAAAACUACGCAAUAUGCGACAGCGUAAGCGCGCCAGCUCCACAGACGAUCUCGAUGGCACCGAAGACGAAGCCAACCAGACACCCACAGGCAAGUCAAAGGACGACAACUGCCGGCGUGCUGUGAACUUCGAAGAGCGCUUUGAGCAGGCACGUAAACGCACGCUCAAGAAGGUGAAUGAGAAAAUGCAGCAGAUCAAGUUUUUUCACAAGUCUCAGGAGAAUAUCGAAAAGGAGAGCGGCGGCGGCAGCAAGAAAGACGCUGGCAAGCCAGCCGAGCAGGAAUACGAAGAUCAAUCGGACGAUGAACGCACUAUCUAUGUACGUCCACAUACCGCUGCAAGACGCGCUGCAGCAGGCGACACGCCAAGCGAUUCCGAAGAAGAAAGGCAGCCAGAGAGAGAGGAGCACGUCGAGCAAAUUAGGCACGUUGAGCGCGAGUUUGACGGCACCCAUAUACAACAUACGCGCGCAAUAUGGACAACCAAGAAUCUACUCACUGACUCAUUGGAUUCCGAAACUGACACAGAAUUACCACGCGUACUUAUUCAUCAAGACAAUUCCGACCAAUUUGAAUCGACGCUAAUUAUAGCAGUGACUCGGCCAGCGCCGCCAGUGACACCCACCACACCCAUUAUAGAGGAAAUACACGACGAGCCGCCGAUGAAGCCAUUAAGAGCCAGUCGUACCCCCAGUCCGGGUAGCAGUCGCGCCGAGUGGAUACCAAAUAAUGAAAUUAUAUCCAAUUUUCUAGAAAUAACACCACCAAGCAAGCGUCGCCUAUCCUCGGAAGCCAUAUUGCCUGCGCCUCGUGGCCAUUUACGCAAAAUGUCUCUGGAUUCCAAUUCCGACUCCGAUUCUUGGAUACCGGAAGCUGCGCGCCCCAAAAAACUAGGCCAACAGAGUAGAGAGGGUUCAGAAGAGGGCGCAUCAGCGGCAACCCUAAACAGCAUCGACGAGAAGGAAGAGCCGUGGAAAGUGCAUCACACACAUUGCGAUGAUAAGCUCUACAAAACAAGGAGCAUCGAUAUAUUCGAAGCCAGCGUUCGUAAGGGCGGUGCCAUUGCGGCAUUCGAUGACUUCGAGGAGGAGCUGCGCGAUGAGCCAAUACUAAAAGUGCCACAGAGGCAUAUUGAUUCCUCGUUUGAAAAGGAUAGCAGUGAAGAGCCAUUCGCUGCCGACGAUGACAAUUCCUCGCGUGUAACAAAGAUUUUAAGGAGUGUCAUACGCGAGGAGUGCGAGGAAGUGCAGGAAAAUGUUGACGAAAAGCUAGAAAUGAAAUUGCCGCAAGUGCCCCAGCGUAAAUUUUCUAAUAGCAGUGAGAGCCUCAUUGCCAAUAUAGAUGAAAAUGAAAGCGAGCGCAUUAAAUUACAUGAAAAGGAUAAUGAUGAAAGCAACGAUUACGAUGAUGACGAAGACGAUGACGAUAGGCCACCAUCGGCGGCACCAUCACCACCUCCUUCGAUGUCUCCACCACCGCCACCGCUACCGCUACGAAAGUCUGUUUUAAUCACGUCCAAAACGACGGAGGAGGGAUCACCACCUUUGCCCACAACAAAGCCACCAGUGCCACCAAUUCCACCGGCCAAACCUUCACAGCCACCGCGCAUACCAGAUCGCACGCCCUCAAUGACACGUAUCGCCAAGCCGUUGGUAAAAACAUCAUCCCUGCGUCUGGCGUACAACGAACAAGUGAAUCCUUCAGAUGUUGGCAAGGUCAAUAAGUUGAUUUCGCGCUUCGAAACGCCACAGUCGAAGCUGACACAACGACCGCGCAUCAUGCGUCGCGGUCUAACGCGCGACGAAUCUGAAGAAUACUCUGACGACGACGAUGAUCUGGAAGAGGAUGAGGACGAAGAUGGCGAGCAGGAUACGGAUGAGGCUAAUGCGAAUGCCGAACGUGAUGUCACACCAACACCAACGAAUACACCACGCACCUACUCACUGGAAUCCGAAACUGAGAGUUUGCACGUAAUCUACAAGCAUGCAACAACAACAAAACCUAGAACAUUGAGCUUAGAAGAAACAACGACGACCACAAAUCGCAGCAAUGUGGGUAAUGGCAAUAAAACUAAAGUCUAUAGUGAAGUGCCUAGAAUAACAUUGAACCUCGAUAACAAUUCCAAUUUGAGUUUGAGUCGCGCGAGUUCCGAGUACGGCUCACCGCUCGAGUAUCCCUCCAGUUUGAUCGGUUCAACGGAAACGACGCCUAUACCGGAGCGUCGGCCACCAGAUCUGAGCACUUUGAGAAAUGCAGAACGCAAUCGACGCUCGAUGACGCGAGACGAUGACAAAUUCUUAUCGUUCGAUAGUGAUGAUGAAAACAGUUAUUACUCGAUAAGUUCUACAGGCAGCAGUCGCUAUGUUGUGGAGAUUUGAAAUUUUGUUACAGAAUUGGAGCAUACAAUUGGAUCAUAGUGUAUGUACUUAAUUUCAUUUGUGUAGGAAAAUGUCUUUUAAAAAGUGAUGUAUUUAUCUAACAGUUGUAUAGUUAAAUGUAUAUUAAUUAAAAAUAACAAAUAUAAUUUGACGAAAAAGUGAGGCUUCUAGACUUGAAGUAAAUAUUUUAGAGGCUUAAUUUAAUUUGAUUGUGAAAAAAAGAAAUACAACGAAAAUAACGAUUUCCUGAAAG
Rhagoletis pomonella (apple maggot) is the source of this 4832-nucleotide messenger RNA. Its product is annotated as zinc finger CCCH domain-containing protein 13-like. Lineage: Eukaryota; Metazoa; Arthropoda; Insecta; Diptera; Tephritidae. The transcript is spliced from 4 exons. The record is from RefSeq and is a predicted model, not a curated record. Bases 614 to 4579 code for a protein of 1321 amino acids.